Messenger RNA from Cercospora beticola, 1675 nucleotides. RefSeq lists its product as uncharacterized. NCBI's taxonomy places the organism in Eukaryota, Fungi, Ascomycota, Dothideomycetes, Mycosphaerellales, Mycosphaerellaceae. The record is from RefSeq and is a predicted model, not a curated record. Gene Ontology annotation, biological process: secondary metabolite biosynthetic process. Gene Ontology annotation, molecular function: acyltransferase activity, transferring groups other than amino-acyl groups.
AUGACCAGAAGCAUAUUUCUCACGGGGCCGAAGCCAUCACUCAAGUUGGUUCCUAACGAUAUCUGGCUUCCUGGGUUGUAUUCUCGACGUGUCUUGUGCUUUGAACUUCCUCUGAGCUUGAGCCAGGAUAAGGUCGUGGACGUAUUCCAGCGUGCUCUGAAAGCACUUGUGCAGGGAACACCAGAGCUGGGUGCUACAUCAAUAGUCGUGCAAAAUGCUGCUCUGCACGAUCCUACCAAGCCUUGGAGAGAACUGGCACCCGGGCAAGGUAUCGAGCUGGUGGUCAAAGACCUGACUGCAACCAUGCCAAAUUUCAAACAACUGGAAGGCUCUGGAUUUCCGCUGUCAGAAUUCAGAGACUCGGAGAUCAUGCCAAUCGAAGGACCUAUCAUGCCCGAACCUGCCGCCGUUUCGAAAUUCCAGCUGAAUUUUAUCGGAGGGGGUGUUCUCUUGAGCUCGUGUAUAUAUCACCACCUCACCGAUGGCAAUGGCAUGAAUGCGAUCAUGCGAGCUCUGGCCGAGAAUUGCAAGAAGGCGACUGAGACGCAGGGUGACCUUCCGCCACAUGUGCUUGAUACCAGCCGUGCUGUGUUCGAUGUACCAGAAGGGUUGACCGACAUCAGUCAUCAUGGGGCAUACUCGAUUGGCGAAGAAGUGUUCACACCGGGAGUAUCCCACGAUGAAGCUCCUCUUGAAGUCAAUGGUGUCGAGCCAUUGCCUCCACCACAGUUCCAACCACACUACUACAACAUCUCAGCAGAGAAUGCGCAAGCGAUCAAAGAAUAUGCCAGCAGUAUAUCGCCCGUCUCAACACAUGAUGCCAUCUCUGCAGCCCUUUGGCGAAACCUCAUCAUCUCUCGCGUAUCGACAGGCGAACUCACUGACAUCGACAAACUCUGCUCUUUCACCAUUCCGCACAACGCAAGAAAGUAUCUGAGCCUCCCCUCAACCUGGGUUGGCAACCUCACCUACUUCAUCAUUGCCCACGCAACAGUCCGCGAGAUCACUCAACCCGACAGCCUUCCUCUUCUCGCCUCCCGCAUCCGCGCCGCGAUGUCCGCUGUCACGCCCUCUCACGUCCACGGCGUCAUCACUCUUCGCAAGAGGCAUCCUUUCUCUCUCUCCUGGUGGCCCAUCAUGGUCGCCAGCGAACCUGAGAUUGUCGCAUUGACCAGCUUCUACCACUCCGAACUUCUCCUGAAUAGCGACAGCGAUGGUGGUCCUCUUGUCGACUGGGGCGAACAUCUCGGUCACGAAGCUAAGCAUUUCACUACGACGGACCUCGGGGCAUUCGCUGCGCAAUACCAACGCGCGCAUUUCGUGGGUCCGAAGUUGCCGCCGGACGGGAGGGGAUGUUAUGUUCAUAUCGGGUUGGUGAAGCCAGAAGUAGAGAGUUUUAGGAAUGAAGAGGUGUGGAAUCGGUAUUUUACUUUGAAGGAAGUUACGGUGGUGGAGGGAGCGAGUUCGGAGUAGCCAUGUGUGCUUCAUGAGUGACUUCUUGAUAUCAACUACCACGAUUGUUGACGCCAGAGUAAUCGCUAGAUUAACAACUUUUCUCCAUUGGGGAUUCUCUGCUGCUUAGCUUGAAUCCUCACCAACAGGUCGUUCUGAAUACUCAAUUGAGACAGGAAGGCACUUCCGCCACUGACCUUGAGAUGCUUGCUGGAAAGGCUUC